Molecule: messenger RNA, 1974 nt
Organism: Camellia sinensis
Lineage: Eukaryota; Viridiplantae; Streptophyta; Magnoliopsida; Ericales; Theaceae
Source: RefSeq, a predicted model, not a curated record
CCACAAAUUCACGACACCUGGACUCGCCGACUUCAAGACGCGUCACCUCCAUUACGUCCUCAACCGGCAACGUUAUCAACUCCCCCCAACAUGCUAGAUAAAUAAAUCUCCCAAUCACCGAUCAUUCCAGACCGCCAUCUCUCCUCAAGCUAGAUCUCAUAUUAUUUGCAAUCAAACAGGAAGGAUCAGCGUAGAGAUGGAAGAGAAACCUAAAUCCACUGUUAAGGGAGAAGAGAAAGGGGAGAAAGAAGAACUUCAUCUCAAAGUUGAGAGCACAAUUAAAGAUCCCAAUGAAUCAAAGGUGGAGAAGACAGAGAUGGAAGUCAAAUUGAAAACCAAACUAAUAGAGAAAAAUAAGGAAGAUAGGGAUGAAAGAAAAGAGAAAGAUGAUAAAGAAUUGCAAGAAAAAGUGAAAGAGGAUGUGGAAGAGUCGAAGGAAGAUAAAAAUAAAGAGAAAAAAGGCAAGAAAGACGAGGAAAAAGAAAAGGAGAAGAAGAAAGAUGAUGAGAAAGUACAAGAGAAAGAGGAGGAGAAGACGAAUAAGAAGAAAAAGGAUAAAUCUGGGGAUUCAGAUGAUAAAGAAGAUAUUAAGAUGGACAAAAAAGAGAAAAAGAAGAAAGACAAGAAAGAAAAGGAUGAAAAGGGGGAAAAACCAACAUGCAAGGAGGGAGAUUUGGGUGGCAAGGAGCCAGAGAAACACAAACAGGGAAAGGAAGAGAUGCAUGAAGAGAAAGCAAAGAAGAAAAAGAAGCAUGAAGAUGGUGAGGAAAAACAUGAAGAGAAGAAGAAAGACAAGAAAGAAAAGAAGAUUAAAGAUAAGAAGGUAGGGGGAGAAUCCAAUGAGGAAACAGAAGAAGAGAAAGACAAGGGAAAAGAGGAUAAAGAAAAGAAGAAGAAGAAGAAAGAUAAAAAAGAAAAGGACUCAAAGGAAGAAGAGGAGGAAAAAACAAAAUGCAAAGAGGGAGAUUUGAAUGUCAAGGAGGCAGAGAAACACAAACAAGGAAAGGAAGAGAUGCAUGAAGAGAAAGCGAAAAAGAAAAAGAAGCAUGGAGAUGGUGAGGAAAAACAUGAAGAGAAGAAGAAAGACAAGAAAGAUAAAAAGAAGAAGAUUAAAGACAAAGUGAAGUUAGAUGGAGAAUCCAAUGAGGAAACAGAAGAAGAGAAGGACAAGACAAAAGAAGAAAAAGAAAAGAAGAAGAAGAAGAAGAGUGAAGCUGAUGUAGAAGAGGGAAUUGAGGCUAAAGUUACUUCAAGGGAGAUUGAAAUAGAGGAAAAUGUGGAAGAAUUGGAGGGGGAGGCAGAGGGUAAGAAAAAGAAGCAUGAAGAUGAGGAUGAAAAGUGUGAAGUAAAGAAGAAAGAGAAGAAGGAGAAGAAGGAUAAAGAUAAGAAGAUAACAGGAAAAGAGGAGCAUGAGGAAACAGAAGAAGAGAAGGGAAAAGAAGAUGAAGUAAAAAAGAAGAAGAAAGAUAAGGAGAAAAAAGAUAAGAAGAAACACAAGGAUGGGGUAGAUGGCGGAAAGUGUGUGGAUGGAGUUUCCACAAAAGAGAUUGAAACAGAAGAAAAUGUGAAAGAAUUGGAUGGGGAAGCGGAAGGGAAGGAAGAAGAAAAAGGGAAAAAAUGUAAGGAAAAGAAAAGGAAACUUGAGAAGUACAAGGGCAAGGAUAUUAGCAAGCUGAAAACGAAAGUAGAGGAGAUCAAUGCCAAAAUAGAAUCCCUCCUUGAGAAAAAAGAAGGCAUCAUGAGACAAAUAAAAGAAGCUGAGAAUGAGAAUCCUGUCAAUGCUGUGAAGCACAAAGAUACUGAAGUAACUACUGCUGAAGUGGCAUAGCGUUCUGUGGUAGAUGCUUCAUGCUCUGCUCUAUCUGUUUUGUAAUAUAUUGUGUUUUCAUACAUCUAUAUGUUUGUGUAAUAAAAUAUGCCAUACCUUUUGAGAUGAUGAAUAAAUAAACUGUUUCAGAGUUCUGCUUUCUGCAA